GACAUACCACUACUGCUCAUUUCAACUCCCAUCAUCAUUUCUAGCUACCUAGCCAGCUCCAAUGUUGCUUCCAAAAAGCCAUUUUGUCUCGCUACUUCUCUUCAUUUUGAUGAUCUGCUGCCCCUACUGUUUUAGCACUAGUUUCCAACUUGAUCAGUUACCCUCUAAUCUAAACUAUGAUCAUUAUCAAACCCCUGCAACAUAUGAUGAUCACGGCAGUGUCUAUACUAUACCAAGAAUCCCCUUCCCCGCUGGCCAGUAUUGGAGCAGGAAGUUCAAGCCCCAGCCCAGGACCCAGAUCAAGCCAUCAGCUUAUUAUGAUCAUACCGAAAAUUUUUAUCAGCUACCCUCUAAUCUUGACUAUGAUCAUUAUCAAACCCCUGCAACAUAUGAUGACCAUGGCAGUGUCUAUACUAUCCCAAGAAUCCCCUUCCCCGCUGGCCAGUAUUGGAGCAGGAAGUUCAAGCCCCAGCCCAGGACCCAGAUCAAGCCAUCAACUUAUUAUGAUCAUACCGAAAAUUUUUAUCAGCUACCCUCUAAUCUUGACUAUGAUCAUUAUCAAACCCCUGCAACAUAUGAUGACCAUGGCAGUGUCUAUACUAUUCCAAGAAUUUCCUUCCCCGCUGGCCAGUAUUGGAGCAGGAAGUUCAAGCCCCAGCCCAGGACCCAGAGCAAGCCAUCAGCUUAUUAUGAUCAUACCAAAAAUUUUGAUCUCACGAGAUUCGAUCGAAUGGUGGCCGCAUCAAAACUGAUGAAUGUGGAUGAUUUUGGAGCUAAAGGCAGAGGAGCUGAUGAUAAUGAGAUGUUUAUGAAAGCUUGGGAGGUGGCCUGUGCUUCUGAAGAAGGAGUUGUUCUUGUUGUUCCUAAGAACAGGCAAUAUCAUCUCAAGCCAAUUACCUUUUCAGGUCCUUGCAAGUCUGACAUCACAGUGAAGAUCUAUGGAACAAUCAAAGCUUCUAAUGAUAUAUCAGACUACAAAAAAGAUAGAAGACACUGGCUACGCUUUGACAAUAUUGACAACCUCAUAGUAGAAGGUGGAGGCACCAUCAAUGGCAAUGGGAAGAUAUGGUGGCAAAACUCUUGCAAGAUUGACAAAACUAAACCGUGCCUGGUAGCGCCCACGGCUGUAUCCUUCUAUGAGUGCAAGAACCUGAAAGUGAAUGACUUGAGGACAAAAAAUGCACAGAAGAUGCAUAUUGCAUUUCAGAAAUGUGUGAAUGUAGUGGCUUCAAACCUCAUGGUAAUUGCACCAAGGGACAGCCCUAACACUGAUGGAAUUCAUGUCACUGAUACCCAAAAUAUUCAAAUAAAGAGCUGUGUCAUCAGAACAGGUGAUGACUGCAUUUCAAUAGUCAGCGGGUCAAGAAAUGUUCAAGCCGUGGACAUAACGUGUGGCCCAGGUCAUGGAAUCAGCAUUGGGAGCUUGGGAGCUGCACACUCUGGGGCCUAUGUCUCAGAUGUGAUGGUGAACAGAGCAAAGCUCACGGGAACCACUAAUGGAGUUAGAAUAAAGACUUGGCAGGGAGGAAGUGGGUAUGCCAAAAACAUCCUAUUCCAAAAUGUUGUGAUGGACAAUGUGAGCAAUCCUAUAAUCAUAGAUCAAAACUAUUGCGAUCAAGUUAAACCGUGCGCAGAGCAGAAAUCGGCGGUGCAAGUAAGCAAUGUGGUGUACACCAACAUUAAAGGGACUAGUGCUACAGAGAUGGCCAUAAAACUAAAUUGCAGUGAGAGUGUCCCUUGCAGGGGAAUUCUAUUGCAAGAUAUAAAUUUGGUGCAAGAAGCAAAAGAAGAAUCCAAAGCAUCAUGUGUGAAUGUGAAAUUGGCAAAAAGUGGUAGUGUUUUUCCACUUUGUUCUUGAGUGGGGAAAAUCAUUUGAUAGUGGUUGUGUACAUAGCUGAAUUAUUUCUAGAUGCUAUGCUGAUUUAUUGUAUUUCCAUUUGUUCUAAGAAUGAAAGAUAAACUUUUAU
Malania oleifera is the source of this 1967-nucleotide messenger RNA. Its product is annotated as polygalacturonase QRT2-like. Gene Ontology annotation, biological process: fruit dehiscence; anther dehiscence; pectin catabolic process. The record is from RefSeq and is a predicted model, not a curated record. Bases 62 to 1858 code for a protein of 598 amino acids. The transcript is spliced from 9 exons. Gene Ontology annotation, molecular function: polygalacturonase activity. NCBI's taxonomy places the organism in Eukaryota, Viridiplantae, Streptophyta, Magnoliopsida, Santalales, Ximeniaceae.